CUUUCGUAGCCACCCUCAUCUUAGCCUUCUUCAUAGUCGUUUUUCUUUUCUGGGGUCACCACUUUUCCCUUCAUCCCUAUUUUUAUUAUCUUUCUUCUUUAAAUUAUCUUCUUUCCGUUUCAACACAAUCAUACAAUGUCCGUCUAUCAAACUCGACGGACGUUUGCAAGGAAAGAUCUUUUACCAACAGUUGUACCAAAUGAAAAACCAAAAGUGGAACCUUUAUUCUUUGGAUUGACUCGAAAACAGUUAUCACUCAUCAUAUUGGUGGUUCAGAAUAGUACACUUGUUUUGAUGAUGCGGUAUUCUCGGAUUGUACAAAAGGUGGGACAACCAAUGUAUAUUGCUUCGACAGCUGUGUUUCUUGCCGAAAUAUUAAAGAUCGUGGCCUGUCUUGUGGUGAUGCGACAUCAACAACCUUCAUGGCAACAUUUUGUGGAUUUUGUACGUACAGAGAUCUUGGGUCGACCUGGUGAAACACUCAAGAUGCUAAUCCCUUCUGGACUUUAUGCUUUACAAAACAAUCUAUUAUAUGUGGCUCUCAGUAACUUGGAAGCAGCAACAUUUCAAGUGACCUAUCAAAUGAAGAUUUUAUCAACAGCUAUUUUUUCAGUGGUCCUAUUGGGUCGAUCUCUACAGCGGGACAAAUGGAUUGCUUUGGUGUUAUUGAUGAUUGGUGUUACAUUAGUUCAAUCUCAAAGUAUGGCCUCUUCUCCUACUUCUUCUUCUUCUUCUUCUUCAACGCCAGUAUCAGGAACAAUGGAUGAAACUGAAAAUUUAUUAGCAGAUGCAUUGAUCGAAGAUGAUCUUGUUGGUACAUCUAUAUCUGCACAAUCUCCUUUUAUUGGUUUGAUGGCAGUGAUCACAAGUUGUAUCUCCUCUGGUUUUGCUGGUUGUUAUUUUGAAAAGAUUCUCAAGACCUCAGAUACUUCCAUGUGGGUACGAAAUAUUCAACUUGGUAUCUCUGGUGCUUUCUUCUCAUUAGUUGGGAUGUUGAUGUAUGAUAUGCAGCCUAUUCGUGAAGGUGGGAUGUUACAAGGUUAUGAUGGUCUCACUUGGGUGGUAGUCGCAAAUCAAGCGUUGGGUGGAUUAUUGGUGGCUAUUGUGGUCAAAUAUGCUGAUAAUAUUUUGAAAGGGUUUGCAACAAGUUUAUCUAUCAUUGUAUCUGGUGUUAUCAGUUUUUACUUGUUUAACUUUCAACCAACACUGACUUUUGUUGUUGGUGCUUUUAUUGUCAUGGUGUCUUCCUAUCUUUAUGGUGUUGAUUUUGUCAAAAAAUUUGUCCCAGUCAAACCUCAUUGAUGGAUUAUUAUUAUUAUUAUUAUUAUUUGGAACUUUCUCUCUUUCCCCUAGUUUAUUUUUACAUUUUACAACUAUUAUAUGUAUAUAUUAUAUAUACAAACAACUAUACACAUACGCAUACAAACUUAGUAUCUCUUUUCUUUUUUUUGCAUUACUUUUCUUAUUAUGUUCACAUAAUUUUAUAUUAGACUUUUUUUUUUCUUGUUUGCCUCCUCUUCUUACUUAUAUCUUCAUAUUAUUGAUACUCUUCCUUUUAUAUAUAUAUAUAUAU
Messenger RNA from Halteromyces radiatus, 1573 nucleotides. Its product is annotated as nucleotide-sugar transporter-domain-containing protein. Lineage: Eukaryota; Fungi; Mucoromycota; Mucoromycetes; Mucorales; Cunninghamellaceae. The coding region runs from base 136 to 1302 and encodes 388 amino acids. The record is from RefSeq and is a predicted model, not a curated record. The transcript is spliced from 2 exons. Gene Ontology annotation, biological process: pyrimidine nucleotide-sugar transmembrane transport. Gene Ontology annotation, molecular function: UDP-galactose transmembrane transporter activity. Gene Ontology annotation, cellular component: Golgi membrane.